GAAAGUAGAAACACGGUCAGAAGCCAGCGCCGGUUUACGGUUUAUUCGCCCGGCGACCGACCACAGCGACGCGCCUCUCGCUCCUCGCUUUCUCCCCUCUCUGCGCCCCGCCCUCUUCUCCGGCGAGGGAAUCAGCCCAGCCCGCGUCAAGCACACGCGCCUAUCCGGGGAGGGGCCUCCGAUCCGUUCCGUUCCCCGUGCCCGCGGCGCCGAUGGAGAAGGUGAAGAACCUGCUGAAGCCGCGGCCGACGCCGCAGCAGCAGCUGCGCGAGUGGCAGCGCCGCCUCCGCAACGAGUGCCGCGUCCUCGACCGCCAGAUCCGAGAUGUGCAGAGGGAGGAGAAGAAUGUGGAGAAAGCUAUCAGGGAGGCUGCCAAGCGCAACGACAUGGGAUCCGCAAAGGCGCUCGCUAAGGAACUUGUAAGAUCAAGACGCGCUGUUAAUCGUCUUUAUGAAAACAAGGCUCAACUGAAUUCAGUAUCAAUGCACCUAGGAGAAAUUGUUGCAACUGCAAGAACAGUGGGCCAUCUGUCCAAGAGCGCUGAAGUGAUGAAAAUUGUUAAUAAUCUAAUGAAAGCUCCGGAGUUGGCUGCCACGAUGCAAGAAUUUAGCAAAGAAAUGACAAAGGCUGGUGUGAUGGAAGAGAUGGUGAAUGAUGCUGUUGAUUCAGCUUUGGACUCUGAGGACAUGGAGGAGGAAAUUGAGGAGGAGGUCGACAAGGUUCUUGCUUCGGUAGCAGGGGAGACUGCAUCCCAGCUACCAGAUGCUGCCAGGACACAGAAGAUACAGCAAGCUUCAACAAGCAAGGCUCCAGAAGAGCGACAAGCUGUUGCUGAGGGUGUUGAUGACGAUGAGGAAGACCUAGAGGAGAUCAGGGCCCGGCUUGCCAAAGUGAGGUCGUAAACCAUGCAUCCCUGUGGCGUCUAACUUGCAGAGUCCAUGGUCUACGAUACAUGACAUCCAAACCGUUGUAUGGUAAAUUGGGUUGAUGAGUGAUGAUGGUUGUUUCCCCCUCGCUUGACCCGGCAAGGUAUUGUUGUACAGUAAGCAAUGUGAUGUGGACAGUGACUUGUCGUCACUGUUGAUCUGCGAUUUAAGAUUUAGCACAGAAAAAAAAAACUGAAUAAUGGUUUGUCUACUC
This is a messenger RNA of Panicum hallii, 1140 nucleotides long. Its product is annotated as vacuolar protein sorting-associated protein 24 homolog 1. Gene Ontology annotation, cellular component: multivesicular body; ESCRT III complex. The coding region runs from base 213 to 902 and encodes 229 amino acids. Gene Ontology annotation, biological process: protein transport; endosome transport via multivesicular body sorting pathway; late endosome to vacuole transport. The record is from RefSeq and is a predicted model, not a curated record. Lineage: Eukaryota; Viridiplantae; Streptophyta; Magnoliopsida; Poales; Poaceae. The transcript has 6 exons.